CUUCUUCCGACGCUCCUUUUUAUUUCUUCCUCUCCCCAGAUCGUCUUCUCCAGAUUUCAUCUCUUCCCAUCUCAACUUCCUUUGUUCGACCUCAACUUUCUUGGCUCGCCAUACCUAUCAUUCCGGCUCUCUUCCCGCCACCGGCUUGCUGCACACUCUUCUACAUUCCACACCUUGCCUGCGUUGGAAGAUCCCUUCUCUCGCUUUCAGCUAGUUCAGACUGUUGCAUCAGUUAUCGCAUCCUCGCUUUCUGCCUCAUCGCAAAGUCUCCGACCUAUCCCUGCGGUGACAUCCUAUCAUCGUGCCAAGCAUCCAAUCCCGGGGCGUUGAUCGACUUGCCGAUUUAGCUCCCUGUCGCGACGAAUCCUACGUCGCCUCGGCUUCUCAUCCCUUCUGAACGUGCAAUUCCUUCAAAACUCCCGACUCUGUCCCACUUUGGCUACCCCCACGGAGUUGAUUUAGGAGGAGCUUCACAUGCCGACGCCGGCCGCUUCAGUGGAUUUUUCUAAUCUACUGAACCCCCAGAACAACACGCAGACUGCCUCUGCCCCCUCCACCCCUGUGGACAGUUCUAAAGCAGCUCCCUCUACUCCUUCGAGUACUCAGUCCAAUCCAGCCAUGGCCUCGUCUGUUAGCCUAUUACCUCCCCUUAUGAAGGGCGCUCGUCCCGCAACGGAGGAAGUGCGCCAGGAUCUUCCCCGACCCUACAAGUGUCCCCUCUGCGAUCGCGCUUUCCAUCGCCUGGAGCACCAGACCCGACACAUUCGCACCCACACGGGUGAGAAACCGCACGCGUGUCAGUUCCCUGGCUGCACCAAGCGCUUCAGUCGCUCGGACGAGCUCACUCGCCACUCGAGAAUCCACAACAACCCCAACUCCCGACGGAGCAACAAGGCCCAGCACUUGGCUGCUGCCGCUGCCGCUGCCGCUGGACAAGAUAAUGGCAUGGUCAACAACGCGGGCUCAAUGAUGCCCCCGCCGAGUAAACCCAUGACUCGAUCCGCCCCUGUUUCGCAGGUCGGCUCUCCCGACAUCUCCCCCCCUCACUCUUUCUCCAACUAUGCCGUUCACAUGCGGUCGAAUCUGGGACCUUACUCGCGCAACACCGACCGGGCUUCGUCUGGAAUGGACAUCAACCUGCUAGCCACGGCCGCGUCUCAGGUGGAGCGUGACGAGACCUUCAACUUCCAAGCCGGUGGUCCGCGCAACCCGAUGUUCACCUCUCGUCACCACGGCAAUGGCCGAUUGCCGUCGCUCUCUGCCUACGCAAUCUCCCACAGCAUGAGCCGCUCGCAUUCGCACGAGGAGGAUGAUGGUUACUCGCAUCGCGUUAAACGCUCGAGACCUAAUUCUCCUAACUCUACUGCCCCCUCUUCGCCCACUUUCUCCCAUGACUCUCUUUCUCCCACUCCCGAUCACACCCCCUUGGCGACUCCCGCGCAUUCUCCGCGGUUGAGGCCUCUCGGCACCAAUGAGUUGCACUUGCCGUCGAUUCGCCAUCUCUCGCUCCACCACACCCCUGCGUUGGCCCCCAUGGAGCCGCAGCCGGAGGGCCCCAACUACUACAGCCCCGGCCAGGGCCACGUUGGUCCCAGCAUCAGCGAUAUCAUGUCGAAGCCCGAUGGAACGCAGCGCAAACUUCCCGUGCCCCAGGUCCCCAAAGUGGCCGUGCAGGACAUGCUGAACACGCCAGCUGGAUUCUCCUCCGUCUCGUCGUCGACGAACAAUUCGGUCGCCGGAGGAGAUCUUGCGGAUCGCUUCUAAUUCGAUCACCGCAUGUCAGCUUUUCCUGUGUAAAAAAAAAAAAAUUUGGAUUCCAAAAA
Messenger RNA from Aspergillus steynii IBT 23096, 1823 nucleotides. Its product is annotated as DNA-binding protein creA. The record is from RefSeq and is a predicted model, not a curated record. The transcript has a single exon. Lineage: Eukaryota; Fungi; Ascomycota; Eurotiomycetes; Eurotiales; Aspergillaceae. Gene Ontology annotation, molecular function: RNA polymerase II cis-regulatory region sequence-specific DNA binding. Bases 475 to 1764 code for a protein of 429 amino acids. Gene Ontology annotation, cellular component: nucleus; cytoplasm.